Messenger RNA from Numida meleagris (helmeted guineafowl), 1298 nucleotides. RefSeq names its product proteasome 26S subunit, ATPase 6 (gene PSMC6). Bases 20 to 1231 code for a protein of 403 amino acids. Gene Ontology annotation, molecular function: proteasome-activating activity; ATP hydrolysis activity; ATP binding. The transcript is spliced from 14 exons. Lineage: Eukaryota; Metazoa; Chordata; Aves; Galliformes; Numididae. The record is from RefSeq and is a predicted model, not a curated record. Gene Ontology annotation, biological process: positive regulation of RNA polymerase II transcription preinitiation complex assembly. Gene Ontology annotation, cellular component: proteasome regulatory particle, base subcomplex; cytosolic proteasome complex.
GGGCGGCCCCCCGGCGGCCAUGGCCCUUCCCGGCAUUCCCUAUGAGCGGCGGCUGCUCAUCAUGGCGGACCCGAGAGACAAGGCGCUGCAGGACUAUCGCAAGAAGCUGCUGGAGCACAAGGAGAUCGACGGGCGCCUCAAGGAGCUAAGGGAGCAGCUGAAGGAGCUCACCAAGCAAUAUGAGAAGUCAGAAAAUGAUCUCAAGGCCUUGCAGAGUGUUGGGCAGAUUGUUGGCGAGGUGCUUAAACAGCUAACAGAAGAGAAGUUCAUCGUGAAGGCUACCAAUGGACCAAGAUACGUGGUUGGCUGUCGCCGUCAGCUUGACAAAAGUAAGCUGAAACCAGGGACAAGAGUCGCUCUGGAUAUGACCACUCUGACUAUUAUGAGAUAUUUGCCAAGAGAAGUGGAUCCCCUGGUUUAUAAUAUGUCUCAUGAAGAUCCAGGGGAUGUCUCAUAUUCUGAGAUUGGAGGGUUGUCGGAGCAAAUCAGAGAGCUGAGAGAGGUAAUAGAACUGCCACUUACAAACCCAGAACUGUUUCAGCGUGUGGGAAUUAUACCUCCAAAAGGCUGCCUGCUCUACGGCCCCCCUGGUACUGGGAAAACACUUUUGGCCAGAGCUGUUGCUAGCCAGCUUGACUGCAACUUCCUAAAGGUGGUGUCAAGCUCCAUCGUGGACAAGUACAUUGGUGAAAGUGCUCGACUGAUCAGAGAGAUGUUCAAUUACGCCAGAGAUCAUCAGCCGUGCAUCAUCUUCAUGGAUGAGAUCGAUGCUAUUGGUGGCCGCCGUUUCUCUGAAGGCACCUCAGCUGACAGAGAAAUUCAGAGGACUCUGAUGGAGCUGUUGAAUCAGAUGGAUGGAUUUGAUACUCUGCACAGAGUUAAAAUGAUCAUGGCUACUAACAGGCCAGACACACUGGAUCCUGCACUUCUGCGACCUGGAAGGCUGGAUAGAAAGAUCCAUAUCGAUCUACCAAAUGAACAAGCCAGGUUAGAUAUUUUGAAGAUUCAUGCGGGUCCCAUCACUAAACAUGGGGAAAUAGAUUAUGAAGCAAUUGUGAAGCUUUCGGAUGGCUUUAAUGGAGCAGACUUAAGGAACGUCUGCACUGAAGCAGGUAUGUUUGCCAUCCGCGCCGAUCAUGACUUCGUGGUUCAGGAGGACUUCAUGAAAGCUGUGAGAAAAGUGGCCGAUUCCAAGAAGCUGGAGUCCAAGCUCGACUACAAACCUGUUUAAUUUAACCGUACCGUUCGUCAUGGAUUGAUGGAUUGCGGGUUAAUGUAUUAAAAAGAGAAAUAACGUA